Molecule: messenger RNA, 948 nt
Organism: Penicillium cosmopolitanum
Lineage: Eukaryota; Fungi; Ascomycota; Eurotiomycetes; Eurotiales; Aspergillaceae
Exons: 3
Coding region: 1-948 (315 amino acids)
Source: RefSeq, a predicted model, not a curated record
AUGGAACAGCAGUACGUGGAAUGGGACUAUUUUUUCUAUCCACUACCAGAGGAUGGUGAUGAGGACCCACCUACUUGGCGAGAGAUCCGGACAUUGCGAGAUUUUGUGGAACGGUUUGGUCAUGCCGAUGAGAUUCCAGCAGAUUAUGCUGCUCGGCGGUUGAUGUCUCUCUGCGAUGAAGAUCAGCAGGUCGAAGAGCGUGGAGACUUUGCGAACAAGGGCGAUCGAGUCUCCUGGUUUCUGUGGGACCUUGGAAUGUUCAUGCCGCGGUAUCAACGCGCAGUUCUCAAAGUUGUGGAAGCAGUGCGAGCUCUUUCAGUACUGGAAAGAACAGAAGAUCAAAUUCUUUCCGGGCGUUUCGCAGACAGCUUGCUGGGGUGGAACAGACUCGAUAAAUUUGAGGAGAUCUGGAAUGAUAGGUCCAUUUAUUUCUCAAACGUGAACAGAUAUGGCUCGUUCCCUUUCGAGGGCUUAGGUGGCUGCGUCAUUACGAACGCCUUUCAGGCAAAUCAUCUUUCGAUAUAUCCUCCCAGUUCGCCCAGGUCACCCGAGCUCUGCCGUGGAUUUUACACGAUUGUUUUUGCGCUGGAGCAAGAUCCAUGGAACCACACCCCGAGAUUGCCCUAUUCUCGUCAUGACAAACGAAACGCUUAUGGCCAUAUUCAGAUGUUGAACACCGAUCUUCGUUGUCUUUCUCCGUUUAUUGAAAUUUCGGGUUCUGUUUUAUUCUACUUUCUGGAUCGGAAAGAUCUCACAUCGCUGGAAGCACUCAAGUUACCGAAUUCGAAUCUGUGGAAAGGAGACUCUUUGUUCACGAUGCAGAGGUGGCAGUUCUGGAAAGAAAGGCUGCUCUGGAUAAGCAAGCAGGAUGAGUUGAUGAAUUUAACGCGAGAGCUAGCCGCCAAGCUAGUGAGGUCUAUGCAGAACAUUGAAAAAAAUAAAAUUUAA